AGAUGACUCUUUAAAACAAUCAAAUUCAAUCUGAAUAAACUUAAUUCAAUGUGAUUUUACCUGUAACAGUAUUAAUAAUUCAGAAAUGUGUUAAUUAGUAUGUGAUUUUAUGGCAGAAUAGUAGGCCUACUACUAAGAAAAAUAACUGUAUGUGUAGUAUAACUAUGACUAAUACUAGCUUUGUGGAUCCAGAACAUUCUCCAGUCUAUGAAAUGUAGUUUACUUGUUUUUCGAUCAAGUAUACAAAUGAACUCAUCUUACUUUUUGAAUGUAGUCUGUUUUGAAUAUAAUUGUAUGUAUCUGUUGUUUCACUUGUGGUAACUGAUGCUACUAGUCCUCUAGGCUGGUAAAUAUGGCCACUGAUAGCACCAACAACACCUACUCUCAGUACCCCCCAGCCCAGUAUGGCAAUUAUGGAAAUGGGAACACCUCUGUGGUCCCCCCAAAGAUCACCCCAGGAGGCCAUGAUAACCAGGCGUAUGACAUGCCUCCAGAAUAUGGGCAUUGGAACAAUGAUAGCAGAGGAAACAUCUGUGUGGUCACCUUAGAAGGGCCUGAGAACCAGGCGCCACCACCAGACUAUGAUCAAGUAUCAGAGGAAACCAACUGUUUUUCAGAUGCGUCAAUCAGAAGAGGUUUUGUGAGAAAGGUCUACUUUACUCUGACAAUUCAGCUGUUGAUCACUGUUGGAAUAAUCUGUGCUUUCCUGUACUGGCAUGAUCUGAAGAUAUGGACACUGAAGACCAGCUGGUUCCCUCUGGCCAUGAUGCCAGCAACUUUUGUUCUCAUCAUGGUGCUAGCUUGCUGUGGUGAAAUUCGUCGAAAAGUACCCUUGAAUUUCAUAUUCUUGGGCCUGUUUACAAUUGUAGAAGGUCUCAUGCUCGGAUCAGUUACUGUGUAUUACAGUGCUGAGGCUGUGCUUUGGGCUGCUGGAGCCACAGCAUUUGUGUGCUUUACACUGACCCUGUUUGCUAUGCAGACCAAAUGGGACUUUACUAGGUGCAGUGGCCUUCUGUGGGCUCUGGCUUGGUCACUGAUCUCCUUUGGAAUCCUAUGUGCCAUUUUCCGAUCACAGUAUCUCAACAUUGUGUAUGCUUGUCUGGGGACUACAGUCUUUUCUGCGUACCUGGUGAUGGAUACCCAGCUGAUGUUAGGUGGAAAACACAAAUACAGCUUAGACCCAGAAGAGUACGUCUUUGCAGCUUUGAAUCUUUAUUUGGACAUAGUCACACUGUUCCUGUUGCUACUUCAGUUGAUUGGACUCUGCCGCUAGAGCAGGCCUCUGUUAAGUAUGCCUGCUCUUUCAUAUCUCCAAAGCACUGUUUUAUGAACCAUUUAAGUCAGUUUUGUGUUGCACUGUCAUACAACAUAUGCCAUGUGUUUUUGUAUACAAACCAUUCAAUGUUAAUGCUGUAACUGUAUUAAUUAUACUUUGAAGUGUUUUUGUUCUUUUAGUACAUCGUCAAUUAUCUCUAUGUUGAUGUAACAGUGAGCAUGUAUUUGUAGUGUCAGGCUAAGCUCUCUUUGUAUGGCAGAGUUCCCUAUUCUUUCUCAGGUUAUACAUUGAAAGGAAGUGGCCAUAAUCAAUACCUGUGUGAACGUGGCCAUUUGAACAUCAUGUGGAUGGAAAUCAACACAUGCAUUGUCAGUUGGGUUUUGUUCAAUACAGUCAGUUACAAUACAAUUACAUCAAUACAGAAAUUAGGGAAAUGAAACAAAAAUCAUGUCACAUUCAGCUGCUGAAAUCAAUAAUAUAUUUCAAACCUUCACACAUAUUUUGUACUAUUUUGCAUUAAGAACAGGCUUUUGCAUCCUUGUGUCAUCUGUGCUAUCUGUAUGUGUCCAACAAUACCCAUGCAUUUGUGUUCAUGUAUAAUUAAAUAUCAGAAUGCUGAAAUAUUCACCUGUGUUAUGACAUACGUAUAUGUGGAAGUAUGUCUCCCCAAACAUAGGAUACAUAUUUCGCAUUUAUCCACCUUGUGAACUUA
Alosa alosa (allis shad) is the source of this 1988-nucleotide messenger RNA. RefSeq lists its product as uncharacterized. Lineage: Eukaryota; Metazoa; Chordata; Actinopteri; Clupeiformes; Clupeidae. The transcript has 9 exons. The record is from RefSeq and is a predicted model, not a curated record. The coding region runs from base 353 to 1273 and encodes 306 amino acids. Gene Ontology annotation, cellular component: membrane.